Rana temporaria (common frog) is the source of this 15400-nucleotide messenger RNA. It is a transcript of the gene ANK3, whose product is annotated as ankyrin 3. The transcript has 48 exons. NCBI's taxonomy places the organism in Eukaryota, Metazoa, Chordata, Amphibia, Anura, Ranidae. Gene Ontology annotation, cellular component: T-tubule. Gene Ontology annotation, molecular function: protein binding. The record is from RefSeq and is a predicted model, not a curated record. Gene Ontology annotation, biological process: regulation of cardiac muscle contraction; signal transduction; protein localization to T-tubule. The coding region runs from base 426 to 14042 and encodes 4538 amino acids.
GAUUGUAAAGCUGUGUGUUUGCAUGUGCAGCUCCACAUGACUGUUUUUCUGCAUAGAAGCAUCAUUAGGAGCAAUCCCCCUUUACUGGGAUCACUUAGACACUUCCAGCUGGUGGCAAGGGGAUAGUGCCGUCAAGCAGCACACACUGCUUCUGCUGUCUUUUUUUUUUUCUCCUCUCUUUCUCUAUCUCUCUCAUUGUACUGAUACAUAACAAUGACAGGGAAGGCUUCAGGUACUGGAAGGUGAUGGAAAAGAUGUAAGCACUGGAUCUGUACAUGGUUCCCCUCCUCAUCCUGAGCCUGCGUACUGGCUUCCCUGCUGUAUCACUCCAUUUAUUGGAGUCCUCACUGUGAAUCUGGAUAGAAGGUGCACUAGGGUAUACUACCUUCUUCAAGGGCGCUUUUCAUGGGAUAUUCUCUCUAACAAUGGCUCAUGCAGCAUCCCAGUUAAAGAAGAACCGGGAUUUUGAAAUUAAUGCAGAGGAGGAAGCUAAGGAGAAAAGAAGGCACAGGAAGCGCUCUAGGGAUCGAAAGAAAAAGCAGUCUGACACAAGUGCAAGUUACUUGAGAGCUGCCCGGGCUGGUAAUCUAGAAAAGGCCCUUGAUUAUUUGAAAAAUGGAGUGGACAUUAAUGUUUGCAAUCAGAAUGGGCUAAAUGCUCUCCAUCUUGCAUCCAAAGAAGGGCAUGUUGAAAUAGUUUCGGAACUCAUUCAACGAGGUGCUGAUGUUGACGCAUCUACAAAGAAAGGCAACACUGCUCUUCACAUAGCAUCCUUAGCGGGACAAGCAGUAGUAGUGAAAGUUUUGGUAACAAAUGGCGCUAAUGUUAAUGCACAGUCUCAGAAUGGCUUUACACCACUGUAUAUGGCAGCACAGGAGAAUCACUUGGAUGUUGUGAAGUUUUUGCUGGACAAUGGGGCAAGUCAGAGUCUUGCUACAGAGGAUGGCUUUACACCCCUGGCAGUCGCUUUACAGCAGGGCCAUGACCAAGUGGUAUCUCUGCUUCUGGAAAAUGACACAAAAGGAAAGGUUCGUCUUCCGGCACUCCACAUCGCUGCCAGGAAGGAUGACACAAAAGCCGCUGCACUUCUCCUGCAAAAUGACCACAAUGCCGACGUGGAAUCCAAGAUGGUGGUGAAUAGGACAACAGAGAGUGGCUUUACUCCGCUACACAUAGCCGCGCAUUACGGGAAUAUUAACGUGGCCACCCUACUACUAAGCCGGGGUGCAGCUGUGGACUUCACUGCCAGAAAUGACAUUACUCCCUUACACGUGGCUUCCAAGAGAGGUAACGGAAAUAUGGUGAAACUUCUGCUUGAUCGAGGAGCUAAAAUUGAUGCCAAAACAAGAGACGGUCUGACACCUCUUCAUUGCGGGGCAAGGAGCGGCCAUGAACAAGUUGUGGAAAUGCUACUGGACAGAGGAGCUCCUAUUCUUUCCAAAACCAAGAAUGGUCUGUCCCCACUGCACAUGGCAACCCAAGGAGAUCAUUUGAACUGUGUUCAGCUUCUGCUCCUACAUAAUGUGCCUGUGGAUGAUGUCACCAAUGACUAUUUAACUGCGCUGCAUGUCGCCGCCCACUGUGGACAUUACAAAGUCGCUAAAGUCCUGCUGGAUAAGAAAGCCAACCCAAAUGCCAAAGCACUGAAUGGCUUCACACCACUUCACAUUGCCUGCAAGAAAAACCGGACUAAAGUAAUGGAGCUUCUCCUGAAGCAUGGGGCAUCUAUUCAGGCGGUUACAGAGUCUGGACUGACGCCAAUCCACGUUGCUGCCUUCAUGGGACAUGUCAAUAUUGUUUCCCAGUUAACGCAUCAUGGAGCUUCACCUAACGCGACUAAUGUGAGAGGAGAGACUGCGCUGCAUAUGGCCGCCAGAGCUGGGCAAUCAGAAGUUGUAAGAUAUCUUUUGCAAAAUGGAGCUCAAGUAGAAGCUAAAGCAAAGGAUGAUCAGACACCUCUACACAUAUCAGCUCGACUGGGAAAAGCAGACAUUGUUCAGCAAUUACUCAAGCAAGGAGCCUGUCCAGAUGCAGCAACAACAUCUGGCUAUACUCCACUGCACCUGGCUUCAAGAGAGGGACAUGAUGAUGUGGCUUCUGGUCUACUGGACCAUGGGGCAUCCUAUUCCAUAGUCACAAAGAAAGGAUUUACUCCUCUACAUGUUGCUGCAAAAUAUGGGAAGCUUGAAGUUGCCAAACUGCUAUUACAAAAAAGUGCAUCUCCAGAUGCUGCAGGAAAGACCGGUCUAACACCACUGCAUGUUGCGGCACACUAUGAUAACCAGAAAGUGGCAUUGCUAUUAUUGGAUAAAGGAGCAUCCCCUCAUGGAGCUGCAAAGAAUGGGUACACACCUCUACACAUUGCAGCAAAGAAAAACCAGAUGGAAAUAGCCACCACGUUACUGGAAUAUGGGGCAGAUGCCAAUGCAAUGACCAAGCAAGGAAUUGCUCCCAUUCAUCUCGCUGCCCAAGAAGGCCAUGUUGACAUGGUGUCUUUGCUUCUCACCAGAAAUUCCAAUGUCCAUGUUAUCAACAAGAGUGGACUUACACCUCUUCACCUGGCAGCGCAAGAGGAUAGAGUGGGAGUGGCCCAGGUUCUGACCAAUAAUGGAGCAGGCUCUGACGGUACAACAAAGAUGGGAUACACUCCUUUGCAUGUGGCAAGCCAUUACGGGAACAUAAAAAUGGUCAAUUUCUUACUGCAACAUGGUGCUAAAGUGAAUGCCAAAACCAGAAAUGGUUAUACUGCUCUACACCAGGCUGCUCAGCAGGGACAUACCCAUAUCAUUAACGUGUUGCUCCAGCAUGGUGCGUCACCCAAUGAAGUCACUGUGAAUGGCAAUACUGCUCUGGCUAUAGCUCGUAGACUGGGUUAUAUUUCAGUGGUCGAUACACUGAAAGUGGUGACAGAGGAGACCCUGACUACAGUUAUGGUGACUGAAAAACAUAAAAUGAACGUCCCAGAAACAAUGAACGAGGUUCUGGACAUGUCAGAUGAUGAAGGUGAGGAUGCAAUGACCGGCGACACGGACAAGUACCUUGGACCACAAGAUCUGAAAGAACUGGGGGAUGAUUCUUUACCUCAAGAAGGGUAUAUGGGCUUCAGCAUAGGAGCCAGAUCAGCCAGCCUCCGCUCCUUCAGUUCGGAUAGGUCCUACACACUGAACAGAAGCUCCUUCGCUCGGGACAGUAUGAUGAUCGAAGAACUCCUUGCGCCUUCAAAGGAACAGCAUCUUUCAUUUACAAGAGAAUUUGACUCAGACUCACUUAGACACUAUAGCUGGGCUGCGGACACGUUGGACAAUGUCAAUCUCGUCUCAAGUCCAGUGCAUUCUGGCUAUUAUUCUACUCUUCCAGUGUAUGAUGCAAGUUUUUUGGUUAGCUUCAUGGUGGAUGCACGUGGAGGUUCUAUGAGAGGGAGUCGACACAAUGGAAUGAGAAUUGUCAUACCGCCAAGAAAAUGCACGGCACCUACUCGCAUUACCUGCCGUCUGGUCAAAAGGCACAAACUAGCAACUCCCCCACCAAUGGUAGAAGGAGAAGGACUGGCAAGUCGGCUGGUUGAAAUGGGCCCAUCAGGGGCUCAGUUUUUGGGACCUGUGAUUGUAGAAAUUCCCCAUUUUGGAUCAAUGAGAAGUAAGGAGAGAGAAUUGAUUGUACUGAGAAGUGAGAAUGGCGAGUCAUGGAAAGAGCAUCAAUAUGACUGCAAGCUGGAGGAGCUGACAGAGUUACUCAAUGGCAUGGAUGAAGAACUGGACAGUGCAGAAGAACUGGAGAAAAAGAGGAUAUGCAGAAUCGUUACAAAGGAUUUCCCCCAAUACUUUGCUGUUGUGUCUCGGAUAAAGCAAGAGAGUAACCAAAUUGGACCAGAAGGUGGGGUUCUGAAGAGUACAACGGUCCCACUUGUUCAGGCAUCCUUCCCGGAGGGGGCACUGACUAAAAGAAUUCGAGUAGGCCUUCAGGCACAGCCGGUACCCGAUGAACUUGUCAAGAAAGUAAUUGGAAACAAAGCAACAUUCAGCCCCAUUGUCACAGUUGAACCCAGAAGGCGGAAAUUCCACAAGCCAAUAACUAUGACAAUUCCAGUACCGCCACCGUCUGGUGAAGGUGUAAGCAAUGGCUAUAAAGGAGACACCACCCCAAGUUUAAGGCUACUGUGCAGUAUUACAGGUGGGACUUCUCCAGCUCAGUGGGAGGAUAUUACAGGGACUACGCCUUUAACCUUUGUCAGUGACUGUGUCUCUUUUACAACCAAUGUAUCCGCCAGAUUUUGGCUUGGUGAUUGCCAUCAAAUCCCCGAAACUGUAAGCCUAGCGACACAGCUUUACAGGGAGUUGAUAUGUGUUCCCUAUAUGGCCAAGUUUGUUGUUUUUGCUAAAAUGAAUGAUCCCGUAGAAGCCCGACUGCGCUGCUUCUGUAUGACUGAUGACAAAGUGGACAAAACCCUGGAACAGCAAGAAAACUUUGAAGAAGUUGCUAGGAGUAAAGACAUUGAGGUUCUAGAAGGAAAAACAAUCCACGUCGACUGCUACGGAAAUCUAGCUCCACUAACUAAAGGAGGACAACAGCUUAUAUUUAAUUUCUAUGCUUUCAAAGAAAAUAGACUACCGUUUUCUGUAAAGGUGAGAGACCCCAGCCAAGAACCUUGUGGUCGCUUGUCCUUUUUGAAAGAACCAAAGACAACAAAAGGCCUGCCACAGACUGCUGUCUGCAACCUCAACAUUACUCUUCCAACGCAGAAGAAGGAAACAGAGUCAGACCAAGAUGAUGAGAUGGAGAAAGUGGACCGUCGUCAGAACUUUGUGUCUUUAGCUUUGCGUAAGCGAUACAGCUAUUUGACUGAGCCUGGAAUGAAACCAGUUGAACGGAGCACAGGAACAACAAGACCUGUCCCUGCCACUUAUGCUUACAAGCCAGGCUUUCCAACAAGACCCUAUCAGUCAUGGACAACUGCUCCAAUUACAGUCCCUGGGCAGACCAAAUCAGGCUUUACCUCCCUGUCAAGCUCCUCUUCUAAUACACCAUCAGCAUCCCCAUUAAAAUCAAUUUGGUCUGUUUCCUCUGCUUCUCCAAUAAAAUCCACACUAGGAGCUUCUACUACAUCUUCUGUUAAAUCUGUUAGUGAUGUAGCAUCACCAAUAAGAUCAUUUCGGACAAUCGCUUCUCCGAUAAAAACUGUUGUGUCUCAGCCUCCGUAUACAAUUCAAGGCUCUACAGGGUCACCAAUUAGGGCUUCUACAAUAGCAGAAGCUGCUGCUUUCAAGGGAUUGUCUUCAUCCUCAGUUUUCACUUCCAGAACUUCUCCAGUGACCACUGCUGGGUCUCUUUUAGAAAGAUCAUCCAUCACAAUGACACCUCCCGCCUCCCCUAAAUCUAACAUCAAUAUGUAUUCUUCAACUUUGCCUUUCAAAUCAAUCAUUACUUCUGCAGGGUCACUUUCAUCUUCAGCUCUCAAAUCUGUGGUUUCUCCUGUCGUCUCUGCUACUUCUAAAGUGAAUAUUGCAUCUACUCUUUCUUCACCAUUAAAGAUUGGGAAUGGUCCAAGUGAGGUUGGAUUAAUGAAUGGGUCUGCCUCACCUCUAAAGUACCCACUUUGUUCAAAUUACAUCAAUGGCUCAGCUGUAAAUUUUCAAGACAAAAUAUCAGCAGUUACAAAAUCAGCAACUGCUUCAGUUAGCACAACAAUUGAGACAGCGGAAAAAAGCUACUCCAUUCCCACUACUUCGCAAAUGUCAUAUUCACCUCUCAAGUCUUUCACAUCAACCGCUUCAGCUUUUCAAACCAUAAGAACUCCCCCUACUGGUGCAGUUUACACAUCUUUUAGGUCUGCUCUGUCCUCUACUACCUCAUCUGUUACAUCGUCAACCUUUACUGUACCAGUAUAUUCUGUAGUAAAUGUUUUGUCAGAACCAACCUUAAAAAAAUUGACGGAGUCUGCAUCAUUGACUAAAUCCGCUGCUGCUCUGUUAUCGCCAUCAAAAAAUGCAUCAGCAGACACAACCAGUCAAUUUAGUCGAAUUUCUUCACCUCUUAAAACAUCCUUAUUUUUGUCUCCUGCUGCCCUCAAGUUAUCUGCUACCUCUCCAUUGUCUUCAAGUCAGGAGAUCUUAAAAGAUGUUGCUGAUAUGAAAGAAGACUUAAUAAGAAUGACAGCAAUUUUACAGACUGAUACUUCUGAAGAUAAACCAUAUCACUCAGAAUUACCUAAAGAAGUUAAAAUUGAAGAUGAAGAGCCAUUUAAAAUAGUAGAGAAAGUAAAAGAGGACCUGGUCAAAGUCAGUGAAAUUUUGAAAAAAGAUGUGUUUUUGGAAAAAAUGACAUCUCUUUGUGGUCAGGGGCAAUCACCAGAAGAUGACUGGGUAGAAUUUAGUAUGGAGGAACUUGAAGAAGCUAGAGAGUGUGCCAGCACCACCCCACUAUUUUACCCAACAGACAAAGUGGAGUUAAAAUCUAGAACUUUAUCUGAAAAAGACUAUAAUUUAACAAAGGUCAUUGAUUACUUGACAAAUGACAUUGGUGGUAACACAUUUUCAAACUUGAAAUACAAAUAUGAUGAUGGGAAAAAAGAAGGAGAAGAAAAGCAAAAAAGAGUUCUGAAACCAGGUAUAGCGCUACAGGACCAUAAACUCAAAAUGCCCCCAUCAUCAAUGAGAUCUUCGGCUUCUGAAAAAGAGUUGUGUAAAAUUGCAGACUCUGUCUUUGGAACAGACAUGAUUUUAGAGUCACCAGAUGACUUUUCACAACACGAGCAGGACAAAAGUCCUUUGUCUGAUAGUGGAUUUGAAACAAGAAGUGAAAAAACGCCAUCGGCCCCUCAGAGUGCUGAAAGCACUGGUCCUAAGCCACUUUUUCAGGAUGUACCCAUCCCACCAAUGAUUACUGAAACAAGAACUGAAGUAGUGCAUGUUAUAAGAAGCUAUGAGCCUUCAAGUGGGGAGAUUAUAGAACCUGAAAAUGGGGAAAUUCCACAAAUAAAACCAGAUAAAUCUUUUAUGGAGCUAGAACAAAGUUCACCUGGAUCCAUAAAAGUCAAAUGUAAGGGAUUUCAGGUUAAAUCUGGAAUUGAUGAGGAGGACCACACAGGGCUUUUAGGAAAAGGAGUACGAGUAAAAGAAGAAACUCAUAUCACAACUACUACGAGAAUGGUUUAUCAUCAACCUCCUCCUUCUGAAAAAGCAGAAAGGAUGGAGGAAACUAUGUCUGUUCAUGAUAUAAUGAAAGCUUUCCAGUCUGGCCGAGAUCCAUCUAAAGAGCUUGCAGGUCUGUUUGAACACAAAACUUCAGUAGCUUCGGAUGUUCAGAAUUGUACAGAAAGCCCACAACAACUUGCUGAAAGGGACACCAAAAUGAAACCAAAACUGGAGCGCAUAAUUGAGGUCCAUAUUGAAAAAGGUAACCAGGCUGAACCUACAGAAGUCAUUAUUAGAGAAACAAAAAAACAUCCAGAAAAGGAGAUGUAUGUUUAUCAAAGGGACUUUUGUCAGGGAGACCUAAACAGCAAAGAUAUGGUAACAGAAAAAAGUAAAAUAUUUUUAUACUCAGAUGAACAAGGGCAGGCUGAAGAAGAGGAGCUAACAGCCGAAGAGUCCUUACCAUCUUAUUUAGAGUCUUCAAGAGUAAAUACCCCAGUAUCUCAAGAAGAAGACAGCCGCCCAAGUUCAGCUCAGCUUAUCUCUGAUGACUCAUACAAAACAUUAAAAUUAUUGAGUCAGCAUUCAGUAGAAUAUCACGAUGAUGAAUUAUCAGAACUAAGAGGGGAGUCAUAUCGCUUUGCUGAAAAAAUGCUCCUUUCUGAAAAAUUAGAUGAUGCAGAGGAAUCAGACCAUGCUCUACUCCUUGGAUCGGACUUCCAUCGUACUGAAAAGCACUGCAGAGAGCGAGAAAGAGUGAUCCCAACCGCUAAAAAGGAAAUUCUUUCAAAAAUAUACAAAGAUGUAACUGAAAAUGGUAUAGGUAAAAUGUCCACUGAUGACUCUCGUGAUAAAGUGACAGUGUUGCAUUAUGCUGGAGAUCCCAAAAGUCCCAAACAUGCAAUGUGGAUGCGAUUUACUGAGGAUAGGCUAGAUAGGGGUAGAGAGAAGUUGCUAUAUGAAGACAGAGUAGACAGGACUGUCAAAGAGGCAGAAGAAAAACUGACUGAGGUAUCCCAGUUUUUUCGGGACAAAACUGAAAAACUGAAUGAUGAGCUUCAGUCACCAGAGAAGACAUCCCGCAGAAAGAACAAUAAGGAGGUAGCCUCAGGUCGCAGUUCUACUAACAGUAGUCCUGAAAAAAUUAAAUAUACUGAAAUGAGAACAUCCAGUGAUGACUGGACAAAAAAAAACCAGUUUAUGACUGAUGGAAAAUGUGUCACCUUGGUUGAUGACCGAAAAUCUACAAGUUUGCCUUGCAGUCCAGAAAAGAGGGUUUUUGACCAUAAGGCAGAGAGUCAACAAUCAGGUUCACAAUCUGGCUUCCAACUAACACAGUCAAAGCUCAGCUCUAUUAAACUAAAAUUUGAGCAAAGUAUAAAUCUCAAAAACAAGGACAGUUCACAGGAAGAAAAAAAACAUGAGUCUCCAUCAAAAAUUCCUGUGAAGAAAACACAGGACAGUCGACUUCCAUUUUUACAGUUCCACACAAAGGAUAAACAACAAAAAACAAUUGAUGAAAUGAAUGGAGAGCUACCUUUGCUCAAAGAGUCUAUUACAGAAGCCAUUAAUGAAGAAUGUUCCAAAUUCAAAGAAAGGAUUAAAAAUAGUGCUGGAUUUUUAGAUCAGAAACCUGAAAAAUUGAUUGGAGGACUAAAAGACCAAUACGUACCACAAUCAACAAACACUACAACUGGCCAUACUGUUUCUCCGGACAAGAAAGUUUACAGAACAUGGGAAAUGUCUGGCAGUGCACAUCAGAAAACACAAAAGGAAAAGCUGAAACAUGUGAUCAUACAGGACAAAGAUUCAGAAUUGGAUGGAGCUCAUCUUCCAGCCCAACAAACUGUUAAAGAACAAACACCGACCAGGAGUGGAUCUACCACAAAUGAAAUAAAGGAGAAUUAUGUUAAAUCUCCUUCUAAAAAACUUUUAUACACUGAACUUGCUCGUAAGGAUGUAGGAUAUACUAAUGAAGAAAAACUUGAGAGCAGGAAAGAAGGGACAGGUUCUCAUAUCUCUAGAAUUAAUGAAGAGAAGAAAGGAUUAAGCAGUGUUGAUAAUAUUAGCAGCCAAUCAAAAAUUAAUAGGGAAGGCACUAGUGCACCAAUAUCACCAAUAACUAAGCAGAUUAAGCCUGAUAUUCUUCAUUCUGCUUUCAUUACAGAUGAAAGCAAUAGACGCACUAGUAGUGGCCUGCAGGGCAAAGCACAAGAUUACCUUGGGUUUUCACCUUAUAAUGAAGAUACUGAGCUCUCCCCUGUUAAAUCCCCAGAUUCUUUAGAGAUUAGUCCUAGCAAAGACAGAUUAGCUGGCUUGCAUGAAUCUAUGACAUCUGAGGACAGAAAUUCAACAGCGAAUGCAGAAGUGUUAAAGGAGAUAAAAACACUACCAGUCUAUGUUAGUAUUGUACAGGUAGGAAAACAAUAUGAGAAAGAGGUGCAACAGGGAGGUGUUAAAAAGGUUGUUAGCCAGGAAAGUAGGACAGUUCAGGAAACUAGAGGUACACUUUUUUCUAUUAAACCACAGAAACAGCCCCCAUCUCCUCAGGGCAGCCCUGAAGAUGAUACCCUGGAACAGGUGUCCUUUAUAGAUAGCUCAGGAAAAAGUCCUUUAACUCCAGAGACACCUAGUUCAGAGGAAGUCAGCUAUGAAUUUAAUUCCAAAACUCCUGACUCCUUAAUGCCAUAUAUACCAGGAAAACCAAGUCCAAUACCUGAAGUAUCUGAAGAAUCAGAGGAGGAAGAAGUAGUAAAAUUACCAUCUAUUAAACAAAACAUCCCAGAUGUCCAAAAUAUUGACAUAGUAAAACCAGUUACUCUUAGCAGGGACUCAAGCAAAAGAACAAAGGACAAUAGAGUGGCAUAUAUUGAAUUUCCUCCUCCGCCACCUCUAGAUUCUGAAAACAGUGAUUCAAGUAAAAAACAUUUUGAAAAUUCAACAGAUAGUGAAAUGGAACUUACUGAAGUUAAUUUACAAGAUGAUCAGGACAAAUUUCUUUCAGCGGAACCAGUAAUUAGAGUGCAACCACCGUCUCCUGUCCCCCCUGAAUUAGAUGCCACUGAUUCUAGUGAUGACGAAUCUGUUCUCCAACCUGUUGCAAUUAAAAAGUAUACCUUUAAAAUUAAAGAUGAAGAAGUAAAAGAGUGUACAAAGAUAAAUGGUUCUGGGAAGCCUUGUCCUCAAAAACAGUCUUUUGAAAUGGAUAUGGGUUUAAGUUCCCCAUCCAAUGACCUAGAGCAAAAUGGUAAUGGCAACGACCAGUCUAUUACUGACUGUUCUAUAGCAACCACUGCGGAAUUCUCACACGAUACUGAUGCAACUGAGAUUGAUUCUCUUGAUGGUUAUGAUCUGCAAGAUGAAGAUGAUGGGCUGACUGAGAGUGAGGCAAAACUUGGGCUAAUGCUGGAUGUUGAUGUUAAAAAGGACCCGUGGUCUAAAGAAAGUGUUCUGAAACAUAGUGAUCGCAGCUUUAGCCAAAGUAAGCUUGAAGUUAUAGAAGAAGAAAAGGGAGUAACUGAGGAGUACAAACCAUGUAGAAAGAUAUCUGAUGACGAAAAGAACACAGAUCAAAGUGACAAGAAGGAAGAAGGGGCACCAUCCUAUUCCUUAGAAGGAAGGCAUCCAGAUAGACCAGUGUUUACAGACACAUACUUUAGUUACAAAGUGGAUGAAGAGUUUGCAACACCUUUUAAAACAGUAGCUACAAAGAGCCUUGACUUUGAUCCCUGGUCCAGUAAACCAGGAGAUGAUGAUGUGUUUGAAACAAAAUCCAAAGAUGACGAACCCAAGCCUUUUAGUCUGGCUGUAGAAGAUCGUUCUCAGGCAACCACACCAGACACAACUCCUGCCAGAACUCCUACAGAUGAAAGUACACCAACUAGUGAGCCCAAUCCCUUCCCAUUUCAUGAAGGGAAGAUGUUUGAGAUGACUCGCAGUGGUGCUAUUGACAUGAGCAAGAGGGAUUUUGUUGAAGAAAGACUCCAAUUUUUCCAGAUUGGUGAGCAUAAUUCUGAAGGGAAGUCAGGGGACAAGGGGGAAGGGGACAAAAUUACUUCCAUCACACCUCCACAGUCAGGGGACAUCUUGGUAGAUCCCAUCCUAGAAAAACAAGUAGAGACAUCUACAGUUGAACAUUCUACCAUCAUCCAGGGAAAUGGAGAUUGUCUUGAUGCAACAAAUGGUAAUAAUUCAUUGGAGAAAUCAGCAGCUACUACCAAUUGUAAAGUUGAUCCUAAAUUGCGCACACCUAUAAAGAUGGGCAUAUCUGCCUCAACAAUGACCACGAAGAAAGAUGGCCCUGGAGAAGUGGCAGAUAAAACAGAGGCUGUGCCAGAUUCUCAUGUACUAGAUAAUGAUAAGACUGUUUUGACAAACAUAUUAACCAAUGAGACAAUCAUUAGUCACAUAGAAAUUCAUGAUUUUCAGACAGAAAACUAUAAUAAUAACAACAACUUGGAUUCAUUAGCUUUAAAUGUAAACAAUAAUGCAAUUAAUUUGGUAUUAAUUAAAGACUGUGAAUCCAAGUCUGUGGACAAAUGUAGCAAAAUGAAGAGCAGUGUUAAUAAAGAACAGGGGACAGCCAGUCUAGACAUGGAUAGGGAAAAGAAAAGAGCUCAAAAUAGUCAACAGAAACUGACAGAUUCAUCAGGGAGUAAACCAAGAUCUAAACUGCCGGUUAAAGCCAUAUCAGUUAAACCAGUAACUAACCAGUCCAGCAAUACAAACACUUCAUUCAGUAGAAGAACAGCGCUUUUUAAAAAUGAGAAAGACACAAAACAGGAACACAUAUCCAGUAUAGAUGGUAGGUCUUCUAAGAUCCCCAUAAAGAACAUGAGUAAAGUAAAUACAACAAUACAGAGAAAAGCUGCACCAAAACCUAAGCAGAAACAAUUAGAGAAGGAGGCAACUAAACCGACUCCUUCAAAGUUACCAGUAAAGGUAAGAUCUUUGCCUUCUGCCACGUCAGCAGCCAAAGUAAAGAAUCAUGAGUUCAGUGAGGUUUGUAAACACUCUAUUGAAUAUUUUAAGGGAAUUAGUGGUGAGACUUUAAAGCUUGUGGACCGCCUUUCUGAUGAAGAGAAAAAGAUACAGCCUGACCUCUCUGAUGAUGAAGACAGUACAUCGAGAAAUACGUCAUUAUCUGAAGCCACCCAAGUCUCCCAGCCUUCAGUAACAUCGAGGUCUGCUAAAGACAUGAAAGCAGACGCAACAUCUUUAAAAUCAAAGAUUGAAAAGACCGACAGUGAGAGAAGGAGCAGUAGAAGGACUGGUCCACAGAGUCCAUGUGAACGGACUGACAUAAGGAUGGCCAUAGUUGCUGAUCAUUUAGGACUUAGUUGGACGGAACUUGCAAGAGAAUUGAAUUUUUCAGUUGAUGAAAUUAAUCAGAUUCGUGUGGAAAAUCCAAAUUCUUUGACCACACAAAGCUUUAUACUGUUAAAGAAGUGGGUAAUAAGAGAAGGCAAGAAUGCAACAACUGAUGCCUUAACCAAUGUCCUAACGAAGAUCAACCGAAUAGACAUUGUGACAUUGUUGGAGGGUCCAAUAUUUGACUAUGGAAACAUUAGUGGAACGAGAAGUUUUGCAGAAGACGGCAAUGUGUUCAAUGACUCCGCUGUUGAUGGUUACCCAACCAUCCAAGUGGAACUGGAAACUCCCACUGGCUUGCGUUAUGUGCCACCCACCCCCAUACACCAAGAUGAUUUCUUUAGUGAUAACUCUAGCAUAGAGUCCCCCUUUAGAACUCCUAGUAGACUGAGUGACGUAUUAGUAACUCCACAGGGCAAUGGAGACAUUUUAGCUGCUCCACCCAUGGUGGCUGCAGAAGACACGUCACUAGAUGACGGCAGACUUGACUAUUUAAUUCACAGUCCUGGUGCUUCUUAUGAAAUGGCCAUUCAUCGGGUGAAAUUUGAAGAUGUAAAAUUGCACGAUGAACCUCUAAAUGAGGGUAGCUACAUUGAAGUUGAAAAGUCUGCUCAAAGAGGAGAGGAAUCUGAGGCGUAUGAGAGAGAUGCAUCUGGUCCUGAGGAGGAGAUGACCGAAGAAAGGCUUAAAUUACUAUUUAAGCAACUUCACCUUGAAGAGGUAGAGUCAGAGGAGAUGACUGAAGAGAAGGUGCAGGCUAUCCUCAGAAAUGUUCAACAAGCAGAACAAGAACUUUCUUCAAUUUCAGGUUGGCACACAGAUACAAUGAGCACCCAGGCAGAACAUACAGAGAGGAAAAUCGGCAGUGAACUGUUGGAAAGAUUGGAUGACAGCCAUGAGACAAUUACCUCAUACCUCAAAGGAGAAGUAGGAAGGCUGGAAUCUAGUGUCAGUCCUUCUGAGUCACUAACAGAGGGUAAGACCAGUUCCAGCAUGCUAGAGAUGGACCCUGUGAAAAUGAAUGACAAACAGAAACCAAAAUCACUCCAAGGAACAAAUGGAAGAGGAGAGCAGAAGGUGGUAAUAGGAGAGCAUAAGAGCUCAUUACCUGUUAGUGCUAAAAGGACUGGCUUGGACGAUGGCAGAUCUAGGCCCCACUCCCAUGCAGACGAAGGAGCAUCUGCAGAAAAGUCUGCUGGUAAAACAUGCCUAAAAUGCAUUUAUCAGGAUUCUAGUGGCAGUGACAGUGAAUAUGAGUCAAGCUCAGAUGAGGAACAAAGGAUCACUACGAAAAUUACUCGACGGAGAUUGAUAUAUAAGGGGGAUGAAGUAAAAAACAUUCCUGGUGAAUCUGUUACGGAAGAACAGUAUACAGAUGAAGAAGGCAACAUCAUCACCCGAAAAGUGACACGGAAAGUCGUGAGACGAGUUAUGGUUCCACAAGAGAAAAAAGUUGGUGGAACUGUAAUAGUUGGGAGUGAGGCCUAUAAAGUGAAAACCAAGAAGGAAGUCCGACAUGUUGAGAAGAAAAGUUUUUCAUAAUACCAUAGUGCUUAAGGAUCGAUGGUUACUGCCAGUAUUCUGAAGACACUUUCAGAAGAACAGAAAUUUUAGUGAAAAUCACUGAAAACAGUGUGUUUGCUGCUUCCACACAUUAACCGCAUGGGUUUUUUUAAUGCAAGAAACCUUUAUUUUAGCAUGAGCCAAUUAAACUGAGCAUGGAAAAAUCACCUUUCAUUCAGACGGGGUCAAGGAGUGUGCAGUUUACAAUGCAGUGUAUAUAUAUAUAAGAUACCAUGCUGGUCUGGUCAUCAAUCCAAGCAUCGGGAGAUCCCUGCAACACUAUCCAAGAAGAUGACAUUGGUUGGACUUGUGGAAGACCUAUAAUAAUCACUAAAUAAGCAACAGUUCGCCUUAUUUUAUCUGAACCCUAAAAGUCGGGGUCUAAAAAUGCUCUUUUCUUUUAUAAAUCAUCAAUUGCUGUAAAUAAGUGACACUUGUAUAAAAUUCUAACAAGACUACAGUUCAUGUUAAUAACGCAUCGAUCGGAUGUCGCUCACACAUUCAUAAAUCCAGAUAGACAUCUAGUAAGACUUCACAGAUGGGUCAGUAUACUGGGUGCGUCUUCACAAAAUCUUGUAUAUUAUCAACUAAAAUAUUUGUAUAUGGAAAAAAAAAAAAACACAACCAAGCGGAUUUUACACAAUUUCUUUAAUUCUGCUGCAAACGUAAAUAGUACACGGGAAAAAAAAUAAAAUACGGGAACGUUGGCAGUCCCGGGACAUUUAAUAUUUUGGUGCAUGUAUCUCUCUCACCUUGAUUUGAAUUCAGGAUUUUAUUUUCAACUUUGCAAAGGUUACACUAAACAGGAAUCAAACGACAUUAUAGCUCUUCUUUACACAAAGCCCUUUAUUUAAUCUUGUCGCUGUUGCCAAUAUACUUUCAUGAACUUUGAAGAGAAAUAAAAUAAUAUAUUCUACAGUUGUGCAUAGUGAUAGGCACUAACUGUAUUGCUUUGACGAAGGUUGGGCUUGUGGCUUAAGAGGUGACCCUGUGCUUGGGCAAAGCACAAGCAACUGAAAAGGAGCAAAUAGAUCUUAGGCAAGCAGCACGAUGUAAAGUCUUUACUGUAUUGUGUACUGGCUAUAAGAUGUAGACUCUUUUCAGUCAAGCCGAUCAUCUGUAUUCAUUCUAGCAGUGUAAUAUUAGGUUGUUAAUGCUGCUGUGUUUUAAAGGGCAUUUUUAUUUGGGUUUUGGUGAAAUCUUUUUAUUUGUUGAUUCUCUUCAUAUGGAAACAGCAUUCAUUGAUAAUAGCUCUAAUAACAAUGUAUGAAAUCAAAACACUGGAUGAUCUAGUUGAUUAUUUAAAACAACAAAAAAAUAAAUUGUGUUUAAAACUG